AUGCCGUCCUACAGCCAGGAACCUGAAGACGCUCAGCGCGCCGCCAAGGCUCGUGGCUCGCACCUUCGCGUGCACUUUAAGCACUGCCGUGAGGUCAGCCAUGCCAUUAAGGGCAUGCCUUUCAACAAGGCUAAGAGCUUUUUGCAAGCUGUGCUCGAGUACAAGCAGGCUGUGCCCUUCACCAAGUUCACGGGCGGUUGCGGCCGUCACGCUCAGGGUAAGCUUCGUGGUGCCGCUGGUGACAAGUGCAAGUGGCCACAAAAGGCUACCAAGAUCAUUCUGGACCUGUUGAAGAAUGCUGAAGCCAAUGCCGAGGUCAAGGGUCUGGACACGGACUUGCUGUACAUCUCGCACGCUCAAGCCAAUGCCGCCAUUAAGCAGCGCCGCCGCACGUACCGUGCCCACGGUCGCAUUGGCCCUUACAUGUCCAACCCGGCCCACAUUGAGCUGAUCCUGACGGAGAAGCGCGCUAACGUUGCCAAGGCCGUCGAGGAAGUGAAACCUACCAAGGUGUCCCGCAAGCGUCAGGCCCAGCUACGUCUUAAAUCAGGCGGCGGUGUCCCGGCUAACUAA
Peronospora farinosa is the source of this 573-nucleotide messenger RNA. NCBI's taxonomy places the organism in Eukaryota, Oomycota, Peronosporomycetes, Peronosporales, Peronosporaceae. The record is from the annotation of a GenBank genome assembly.